Messenger RNA from Python bivittatus (Burmese python), 942 nucleotides. Its product is annotated as olfactory receptor 6N2-like. Gene Ontology annotation, molecular function: G protein-coupled receptor activity; olfactory receptor activity. Lineage: Eukaryota; Metazoa; Chordata; Lepidosauria; Squamata; Pythonidae. Gene Ontology annotation, cellular component: membrane. The record is from RefSeq and is a predicted model, not a curated record. Gene Ontology annotation, biological process: G protein-coupled receptor signaling pathway.
AUGGAACCCUACAAUCACACCAAAGUCAUUGAAUUCAUCAUUGUGGGAUUCCCUAAUCUUCAGCAGUUCCAGAAUAUCCUUUUCAUUUUGCUCCUCCUUGUUUACCUCUUCACCAUCUUCGGCAAUCUGUUGAUCUUCACCAUCAUCCACACAGACUGUCGGCUCCAUACGCCCAUGUACUUUUUCAUCAGCAUUCUUUCCUUUUUGGAGAUCUGGUACACAGCAACCACCAUUCCCAAGAUGCUGUCUAAUUUACUCAGUGAAAGAAAGAGCAUAUCCUUCACUGGGUGUCUCCUUCAAACUUAUUUUUUCCAUUCUCUGGGAGCCACUGAAUGCUACUUGCUUACUGCCAUGGCCUAUGACAGGUAUCUGGCCAUUUGUAAGCCCCUAAGAUACCCUUCUGUAAUGACGACCAAGAUGUGUACACAAAUGGCUGCCAGCUGCUGGAUCUGUGGCUUCAUGUGCCCCAUCACAGAAGUCAUCCUGGUCUCCAAGUUACCUUUUUGUGGCCCAAACCAGAUCAAGCACAUCUUCUGUGACUUCCCACCACUGCUCAGCUUGGCCUGUACUGAUACCUCUAUCAAUGUCCUGGUUGACUUUGCAGUUAAUGCUUCCAUCAUUCUAGUGACUUUCUUGUUCAUCAUGGUCUCCUAUGUGAAGAUCAUCCAAACUGUCUUGAAGAUCAAGACCGCUGAGAGCCGUGAAAAAGCUUUUUCAACCUGUGCGUCACAUCUGACAAUAGUCGUCCUCUUUUUUGGAAGCAUCAUUUUCAUGUAUGUGAGACUGAAGACAAGCUAUUCCUUAGAGUAUGAUAGAGCAUUUGCUGUGAUCUAUGCUGUCCUGACUCCAUUAGUCAAUCCUAUAAUUUAUAGCCUUCGAAACAAAGAAAUCCUAAGGGCAAUAAAGAGGAGAAUUCACCUGAAGAGCCUCCCCAGACCUUGA